Messenger RNA from Bicyclus anynana (squinting bush brown), 20432 nucleotides. RefSeq names its product protein Gawky (gene gw). Gene Ontology annotation, biological process: miRNA-mediated gene silencing by inhibition of translation; positive regulation of nuclear-transcribed mRNA poly(A) tail shortening. Bases 661 to 4530 code for a protein of 1289 amino acids. NCBI's taxonomy places the organism in Eukaryota, Metazoa, Arthropoda, Insecta, Lepidoptera, Nymphalidae. Gene Ontology annotation, molecular function: protein binding; nucleic acid binding. Gene Ontology annotation, cellular component: nucleoplasm; P-body. The record is from RefSeq and is a predicted model, not a curated record. The transcript has 18 exons.
UAUUUAGUGGUUUUAAGUGGUGACCUUACUAUUUAGACAAAAAUAUUUAAUUUUCCCGUUGGAUUAAUUGAUAUUAGGUCGUGCUAACUUUCACUCUAGGUAUAGAUAGGUGCUGUAGAUAAAUAUAUAGCGUAGUUAUAGAGUCUGUAGAUAUUCUACAUCGAGUCUCAAGGCCGAAAUACACAAGUAUUCUACACAAGUACCUGCUGUGAAAAGAAUAAUUUUAAGUAUUUAUAAUAUUGUAGAAUAAAGAAUCAGUAAAAUCAAGUUUGAUAAAUCAUAAAAGUGCCAAGUGUAUUGUGUCCGUGUGGUGAAGUCAUGGAGUGCAGCACAAAUAUAAAUGGCAAAAAGUGAAACGUUCGAGCCAACUGCAAAGCUGCUCGUAAGGAUCUGCCGAGCCCGCAUUAUCUGUGAUAUACAGCUCAGCCUCUCGUCCGUCCUAAAAGGGCUGGGCCACUCGGGGCUUGAGGCGUAUCCACAGCAGCUUCAGCGGUGGUCUCACCCUCGCCACAGAGGCACAAACACUGCUACCUGCUUAUGACUGCAUCACUACGAACCAUUGUUACUUAGUCUAUAAUUGAAACAAUAUGCAAUCUGUGAAAAUAAGUAUAAUACUAGGUGGAUAUUGUAGAAAAUUAUUCUAUUUAUAAUAAUUGUCUGAUGUCUAAUGUUUCUGUAAUAUUAUGUGUUCCACAUUUAAUUAAGGAUAAUUGUUAUUCCAAUAUUGAUACUGUUACCGAACCAAUGCAAUGUAAUUACUGCACCUCCAUGUCGGCGGUGAACACAAAUAUAUUUGGUGCUUAUGAGCGAGUCGAAGAGAAGAAUGAGAGUCAGCGAGUUAGUGUACAAUUGGUAGAUAAUAAUAUUUAUAAUGUAGAGUUUGUUGAUAGUAUCCAACAAAACCAAAUGAUUGGCGAUACGCCUAACUACUGCAUUCCUUUAAAGAUAAACGCCAUAACAGUCCAGGGUAUCUCAUACAGUGACCCGUAUUUCAGUAGCUUUAACUUAAACUAUAAGAUGGCGUUCGGAGCGCCGGAGUAUAUGAACAAGUCUGAUUACGCUUUUAAAUCCUCAGUUUGUAUUAUACAAGAUGAGCCUUGCACGGACAAGACGCAACUAAAAGAUAUGUCUGCUCAUAGAAUGAUAUGUAAAACGAAAACUCGAAUGAAUACGACUUACAAGUCUGUUGAAGCCGACCAUGACAAUAAAAUAGAGGGCGUUAGCAGCCAAACACCAAAGCAAUCUAAACUCAAAACUUUUGCUAAUGGUGAGCUAACGUUCGAUGCAAUGGUGGAGUUACUGAGUAAGGAGAAGGAGAUCAUCGUAGAGUUGAGGAAGACUGAAUGCACGAAUCAGUGGGGUGUCCCACGCUGCUUGCGGCUAGUUGGUGGUGGAGAGACCUCACUCAAUGCUGCCAGUGGAUGGGGCAGCCCUCCUGCAGCCAAUAAUGCUGGAAAUUGGGGUGGUAAUUCCAGUGGCCAAACGAACAGCGGAGCCAGCAGCGCUCAGCAGUGGAACAAUUCUCAACGCCCUCCCACUUCGCAAGCUGAUUUGAACAGUAACAAGGGGAAUGGCAAUCAGAUGCCGCCGACCAGCGCGUCGUCGAAUUGGCAGUCGUCCCCGCCCAACAUGCCAAAUUCACAACAGAACAACAACGGCGCACCUCAGAGUAAUGGUACAGGCGCCAACGGCAACGGCGUCAACGCAGCCAACACCAACGGUCCAUCGCCCAACGGUAGCAAUGGCAGCCUCUCGAACAACAACUCUUCUGCCAAAAUAGAACAACUGAACUCUAUGCGCGAGGCGUUGUACAGCCAAGACGGUUGGGGUGGCCAACACGUGAACCAAGACACCAAUUGGGAAGUGCCCGGAUCUCCUGAACCGGGUUCGAAAGUUGAACCCGCUGCUGGCGGUCAACCGGCUUGGAAACCGGUGAACAACGGCGCUUUCCUCGGGACUGAUUUGUGGGAAGCCAACCUGAGGAAUGGGGGUCAGCCCCCGCCGCAGCCUGCGAGCAAAACCCCAUGGGGGCACACCCCAACGACAAACAUUGGGGGUACUUGGGGCGAAGACGAUGAUGCCGCUGACUCUUCGAGCGUUUGGACCGGGGCACCGCCCCCACAGCAAUGGCCGGCCGGGCCUCCACAGCACACACAACAGUGGAGUGUGCCGAAGAAAGAUGAUUGGAACGCAUGGGGUGAACCCCAUAGACAGUCUGAUCCGAGACUGGACCCUCACCGUACUCCAGACCCCAGACAGCAGCCCUCUGAUCCACGUCAUGAUCUCCGCGGUGGGAUCUCUGGUCGCCUCAACGGUGAUAUGUGGAACCAACACCACCAGCACCCCGGAGCACCGAACAAGAUGAUGCCAGCCAGCACCGUCAACCAAUGGGGUGCACAGGGUCCCAAAGAAGCUAUUAAAUCGUCGGGAUGGGAGGAGCCGUCGCCGCCGGCCGCGCGUCGCACCGGCGCUGGUUUCGACGAGGGCUCGUCGCUAUGGCAACGCGGUAUGGGAGGCAUGUCCCGUGGCGCCCCUCAAGGGCCGCCUGCUUCCCAACGGAUUGCGCCCGCGCCCACCAAACCCGACGCGGUUUGGGGCACGCACUCCCAACGGAACGGAUCGUGGGAGGAACCGCACGCCACCGGGUGGGGGGAGCGAGAUGUCCCCGCCUGGCCCGACGCGUCAGGCCCCGCGCUGUGGCCUGUCCCCAAGCCGAAGCCCAGCGGUGGGCCUGCGGCCUGGCCCGAUGACAUCGGAGAGUGGGGCGGGCCCAAGCCACCGCAGAGUGGUUUGCCUCACGGCAAGCAGCUGCCUAAGGAGAUGCUGUGGAAUAGCAAACAGUUCAGAUUUCUCGUUGAUUUGGGAUACAAGAAGGAGGAAGCGGAGGCAGCUCUCCGUAGCCGUGACAUGAACGCUGAAGAAGCUUUGGAGCUGUUGGUAGCCGCUCGUGGUGAGGGCUGGAGACGAGAUGACCACUUCCACCAGGGGCCCUUCCAGCCGCAGCCCGCUGGACCGACCGUGCCACCAGCUGUGGUGCAGAAGCUUCUGAACCAACCACCCCCACCGUCGGUGCAUCAUCACCCAUCUUACAAUCCUAAUAGUGGAACCGGAAGCAGUGGGCAGCCGAGCACGGCACAGCUGCGCAUGCUGGUGCAGCAGAUCCAGAUGGCCGUGUCCGCUGGCUACCUGAACCACCAGAUCCUGAACCAGCCGCUGGCGCCGCAGACCCUGGUGCUGCUCAACCAGCUGCUGCAGCAAAUUAAAGUGUUGCAACACCUCGUCCAGCAACACUCGGUGGCCGUGCCCAAGCCGAACUCUACCCUCGCUAUGCAGUACUCCAUGCAGAUCACCAAGGCCAAACAACAAAUUACCGCCCUACAGAACCAAAUAGCCAACCAGCAAGCGCUAUACAUGAAGCAGCAGACGGGCGGCAGCGACCUGUUCAAGCAGAGCCACGACCCGCUCGCGCCGCUGCAGAACAACUUCAGCGACAUGUCCAUUACCAAGGACACGCAGUCCGCUUAUGCCACCAGUGGCAACCAGCAGUCGCGCUUGAACCAGUGGAAGCUGCCGUCCCUGGACAAGGACGGGGAGGUGAAUGACUUCAGCCGCGCGCCCGGCACGGCCAAGUCCGCCACCAGCCCGCAGCUCGGCCAGAUUGGCCUGCAAACUGAGUCUCCGUGGGGCAUGAGCCGCGCGUCGGAGGGCUGGGGCGACUCGGGCGCCGACGUGGCGGACGGCAAGGACGCGUGGCCCUCGCACGCCGCGCACCAGCCCGCCUACGACCUCGUGCCGGAGUUCGAGCCCGGCAAGCCGUGGAAGGGUAACCAAAUGAAGAACGUAGAGGACGACCCAGCUAUGACCCCGGGAUCAGUAGUGCGCUCUCCACUCUCGCUGCCCAGUAUAAAAGAUACCGACAUGCUGGGGGGCAAGACGUCCCCACCUGGGGGCGAGAGGUCAUUGUCCUCGUCGACAUGGAGCUACGCACCCCCUGCAACUUCGGCUGGGGGUCUGAAGCCUUCUGACGCCUGGGCGGCGAAGCCCCGCCCCGCGCCACCGGGCCUGGCUAAAUGGCCCCAACAUCACGUGAACUCGCGCGCCGUGCCUUCGUGGCAGGCGUCCACUUGGCUGUUACUGAAGAACCUUACUGCCCAGAUCGACGGGUCGACUCUGAAGACACUGUGCGUGCAACACGGCCCGCUGCAGAACUUCCACCUCUACCUGAACCAGGGCCUGGCGCUCGCACGCUACUCGACGCGCGAGGAAGCUGCUAAGGCCCAGAUGGCGUUGAACAACUGCGUUUUGAGCAACACUACGAUCUUCGCGGAGUCCCCCGCCGAGUCCGAGGUGCAGAUGAUUCUGCAGCACCUCGGCUCGGGCGGCGGCGGCGCCUGGCGCGGUGGCGCUGCCAAAGACAGUUGGGGCGGCGGUUUCCCAGGCCUGUGGCCUGAGCAGCAUGAGCAGCGCGCCACCCCCUCCUCCCUCAACUCGUUCCUGCCGCCGGACCUGCUCGGCGGGGAGUCCAUCUAAACGCCCACCGCCCAGCCGCCGACCCUGUGCGACCCCAGUGUAGUACACUAGAGGUACCUCACGUCGCAUCGCAGACAGAUGCGAAGUUACUAAACUAUCAAAGUAGCGACUGGGACUUCGUAUCUUUGUGUCGAGUACGAUUUUGUACCAAUUCGUCCGCGUAAAAGUAAACUUUGAUUUAUAUGGAAAUGAAUUUGGAUAUUGUGUUUUCUCUUGUUGUAGCUAGAUGGCGCCGAUAAGGCAAUUGAAAUUUACUUUUACCGAAUUGAAUGAGUACAACUUAGGAGUGGCUCCGUGUGAGCGUACAAUGAUCAAUGAUUGCUAUGUUAUUGUGAAGGGGCGCACAGGGGGGGUCGGAGGUGGAGGAGGUCUAGUUGUAAUUACGCUUCGCCGCCCCCCGCACGGGGCCGGACUAAAUUUUAUUCGCCUAGUCACAUCGAGCCGGACGCGGGGCGACGCGCCGCGUGGCCUCGCGCCCGCCGUAGCCAACUGUCCACGUUCUAUUAUCUACUGUUUCGUAAGUGUUCAUGUAGAUUAUUUUAGUGUACAUAAGAAUUAUACAUAUACAACGUCAGACAUAUAAUGUGCGGAGGGUCACACCCUCCUCCUGUAAAUUACCAAAUAAUAUAAGCUAUCGGAUAGUGUAGUAGCGUCGCGGGCUACCUCAGUCACUCCCCGUGGCCUUAUUUUAGUCUGUAUUUAUUUUGUUGCGCGCGUCGGGCUGUUGCUGUUUCGCCCGGCGGGCUGUUCCGAGUUUCUUUCGUGUUUAUUAUUAUUUUUUUUAUAUAUUUGUGGUUUUGUCGCAUACAACUAACGUAUAUUAUUAUUAUUAUUAUUAAUACUACUAUUAUAAUUUAUUUUAUUUGAUAUUUAAAUUCUCACUCGCGAUGAGCCUUCGUUUUCCAGUAGUGAUAUUUUUACAGCAAUAAAAAAAAAUUAAGUGCAUUUCGCCCGGUUAUCGAAGUUUUUAUUAUUAUUAUUAUUAUUAAUAUUAGUACGUAAUUUAAAUGAGAAUAACAAAAAUCGAAAUGGAUGAGAUUCGAAGUGCAUUCUUGUAGAGAUAAAUUCCUUUAAGCAGUAUAGUCUGAGAGGGAAGGAGUCGACGCAUCUUGCCGGGCGGUCGGCCGUCGGGCCUAGUCGCCCGACCGUCGGGCGUCGGCCGUCGACCGGUCCGACGGUCUAGUUCCGCCGAUGCUAACGUUUCCCCAAAUUUUUUCCAGUAUUUGUGAUUCAAGUGCCACUUUAUGUUUAAUAUAUGAAACGAUUAUUAGAUUAUACGACUAAUGUAAGGGUAACCUAAUAUAUUAAAUUAAAAAUUGUUUUAUCAUUUUAUAUUACAUACAUUUGUGAGAAGUGUUAUAAAAGUACUAUAAUUGACAGUAAUUUAAAAUAUUACACUUUUGUGUAUAGGUAAGGAUAAAGUUCUAACUUAAAUUUAGCCAUAUCAAUAUCUAUUUAAUAAAAGAUUUGUGGUAUUUUCUAUAGGCUCAAUUUAAACGUUAUUCAAAGUGACAUAUGCUUUAGAUAUUCUGUUAAUAAUAUACUUGUAGUUGUAGGUCUUUGGUAUUAUUACAUCAUCGUAGGUUUAAGCGUACAACUAAGUCCUAUAGUAGCUUAUCGUAAGCAUUGAUAUAUUACGGCAACGAUCGCACUUGUAAAUGUUCGUUACUAUGAAAGUUUAUUUACAUUUUUUUAUUUACUAUUUUUAAUUUAUUGAUGGUGUGCCACAGAGAUACUCUGCCAAAAUAUAUCAGUACCAAUUAACAGGAUUAGAUAGUAGAGGCGAGGAUCGCACACUCACCCACCACGCCGGCCGAGCCGAGCGCAGCCGAGACUGGCCGAGACUGGCCGAGCGCGGCCGAGACUGGCCGAGCUUAUCCGAGUUCAGCCGAGCCGAGCGAUCGCUCGCGGGAGGCGAUCGACUUUAAUAAUGUACAUUGUGUAUCUUCCAGUGAUCUUUUUAAUUAAACAUUACGAUUUAGUGCUAAGUGUUAGGUGUUAAGUGAAUCGCUGUACCUUGCCGAGCCGCGCGCUCGGUGACUUCACAAAUUAUUGAGAUAAGUUAGGUGAAUGCGAUGUUCUGCGGACCCAUUGUGUGGCUCGGUGUACCAUUCAAAUGAUGUGUCACUAUAUGGUUUCCCAUCAUAUUUACGUUUUUGUGAUCAUGUAAUAUAGUUAUUUCAAUGAAAUGACCUUGAGUACGCCAUUUUACAUCAAGUGGCAGUGAUUUUUUGUUUUUACCAUCAUCUGAUUAGGUUAUUUCAACGAAAUUACGUUUAUACCAGUAUUUCAUUUAAAAAAAUCGGUUGUUUGUGAAGUCGGUUUACUGACUAUAGUUGAACGUGACAACGUCAUAAGAAAAUACUGAUGGAAUGGUUGCAUUUUUCAAAACAAAAUGUUCGUUUUUCGAAAGAAAAUCUUCAUAGACUAGAAUAUACUUUAUUUCUUGUAAAAAAGUUGGCAACCCUAGAGCAAGGGAACGACGCAUGACGUCAUAUUUUUUUGAGUGUGCAGCCGGUUCCAUCGAAUUAUAAGACGUUGCAAUCAUCACUACUAAUGCUACUUUACGUAACAUGACGAUAAUUGUGUCAUUUCUUAAUAAUCGCAAUUCCAAAAUACGAUGAUAUAAUAUGUAGUGAGUGAUUAUUUGAAUGGUACACUGAGUUACAGAAUAACCCUGCUGAUAUGUUGUGUGGCUGUACUCUUCGACCCGUAGUUGUUAGUGUUAAAUGUUUGUAUGAUGUGUUCAAUUAGUAACAAUAUUAGCGUUUCCUCAUUACCUAGUGUAUCACCUAUAGUGGGACCGAUUCGACGGUUUUUCGAAGCCACCUCCUAUAUGUUGCAUAUUCUUCAUCGCCUUUUGAAAAAUAAUAAAAAAAUAAAAAAAAAAAAUGUUGCGUGUAUCCUUAGGUGUGUACACGCGAGAAAGUGAAACUUCUUUAGUUUAUUUUUUCAAAUCGUAGUGAAUUAUGUGUGUAUUACGUUACACACUGUAGAAUCUAUGAAUGAGUGCAAUACUCGAUGUCAAAAUUACAUCUUAUUCAUAGACACUAUACAAGCAAAAUGUGUCUAUAAAAUAUCCGAUUGUGACAACUUAGAUCAAUUUUAAUCUAGCUCAAUUGUACAAUUCAACAGACUAUAGAAGUUUCAUUUUGAAAAAAAAAAAAAAAACAGCUUGUAACUAUCACCGACUAGUACUAGAGUGACCAGUUUAUGAUAUAUUUGUCUAAAGAUAUUUUUACUAUAAAAUUUUGAAUAGUAUUACUAAAGGCUCGGUAUAUGCAACGCGGAAAACUAACGGUUUCGCCUCGAACACGAUUCGGACCUUGUCGAAUGACUUUUAAUGUAAGGUGCCAAAGAAAGAGUAUCAAAGAUAUGAUGACACUGUUUUUUGGAACAAAAAAAAAAUCGAUCGCAUCUCUUGUAAGACAUAUCUUCCAAAAUUGAUUUUUGAAAAAAAAAAAAAUAGUUUUCGGUACGGGUUAUUGAUCUGAUGUUCCUAUGCCAUUCGUGUAACGUCUAUGCAACAAUAGUGCACUCGCUCUUGGUCUACGUAACUUUUUUAAACUAAAUCAUUGCUAUAGUUGCAAUGGGGAUGAUGACUAGGUUUGAAUAUAUUGAUUUUUAAGAUACAUUCGGGUAGAUAAGGUCAAUGCUAACUAAUUUAUACAUAAAAAACAAAGAUUGACUGGAUAUUUGCAUUAGCAAAAUAAAUAAGAUUAUAAAAUUUCAAAAUAUAUUAAAAAUCUUUUAUCGUAAUUUGAUGAAAAUUCAUACAGUUUUAGCUUCUUUACAUUAAAUGUAACAUUUUUCAAUAUAUGAACUAUAAACAUAAACGCAUAAAUAACAAAGAUAUUAGUAAUUUUGUUUGACCGCCCAUAUAAAUCUAACGAUCAUUAUGACCUACGACGUCAUUAAUUCGCACCAUUUUGUAUGGCGCAUUUUUCAGGGAUCCGCGGCAGCGCCGCGAAUCUGACUUAAAUCCCUGUAGCUCCGGAAGUAAUGAUCGCAGAUCCCCUGUUACUUUUACAAAAUUGCUUUACUAUUAGCAUACUCAUAAUUUAUAUACAAUUUAAAAAUCUAUCAUCAUCCCUAUUAGCUCUUCAUUGACUUAACACGGAUUAAUUAUUUCACGCGUUGGGAAGUGAUUAUACAGUAUAGUCUUGCAAUAAUAUUUUUACGCUACUGUUGAUUAUAAAAAUUAGGUUAAAUUAAUUACUUAAAUUAGUUUUAAACGAGUGACGCUACGGGGGUGGAGAAUAAACCGUGUGACGUAAUUAAUGCAUGACGUAAGCAUAACUAAGUGGAGGGUCUGCGAAAUAGAAAUAAAAAAAGCGAAAUCCUCUAUUUUGUAUGAUAAAAUGAAUUGCGGUAGUCUCACUGAAAGCGGUUUGAUUUAUUUAAAUUACUAUUUUUUUUUUAAUUUUAAAUACUAGGUUGUUGAAAAAAAAAACUCAAAAAUAGUCUUAUUUUGCAUGGUUAUGAACUUCAUAUGAUGAAUUACUUGCAAAUAAAUGUUCGCUACACUUUUGAUGUAUUUUGCACUCGAAAGAAAGGACAUGCUAAAUGGUCUCAUAAACGCGAUAUUUUAGUUUUUAUCAGAAUUUAAUAAUGUAGAUAUAAACUACCGGGUUACGGACGCCACGUAGAUUCUGUAUAUUUUGUCACUUCAAGAAUUAGAAUCUUAAAAUCUUGGUUUUAUCGCCCGUGAAAACCCAUUUUGGGUUUUAACAUAUUUAAAUAACUGAUUAUAUCAGAGAUAGAUAUGCCUUUACUUAGUAUUUUUUUUAAAGAUUGACUGUUAAAUUAUAUUUAAAAAUAUUUAAAUUAAUAAAUUAAAAUUGCAGCAUAGUAGUUAUUUUAUAGGUACGUAACGCGUGUUGUUUGAAUUAUUGUUUGUUGUACGCGAGAUGAACUUAAAGUUUCUAGUGCGAAUUACCUUUACAUAGUUAUUCUUAUUUCUAUGGGUUCUGAUGUCAGUGCUUAGAAUUGCAACUAUCGCAAUGAUUGAAACUGUUACGAUCUACCUCUUGAGAGCGGGCCGGUGUCAAUUCAAUUGAGGGUGUUUCUUUCAAUAGUUUGGGUAAUACUUUUAGCUAUUCGGUGCCGUUCUGUCCAGGAUGUUGCCUCAUGCGCUGUAGUCUGGUCUUACUCGUAAAUUGUGAAUUUAUUACAGCAAUAAAGUUCAAGAUUUAAUUUUUUAUAUAAAGGUUUUUCCAUUUUUUAUGAUGAAAAAAAAAAUUUUAGACGUGCCGAGUAAACCGAAAGUAUAAGGAUCCAGUGCCCUGUAGAAGUAUGUUGUCCAUAGAUUAAAGACGAAAGAAGUCAUGCCUUGAAGUUUUUUAGUCAGUUAAAUGUAAACAGUACUUAAGUAAUGGGUAUGUUAAUAUAAAGAGACAUAAUAUAGGCGUUGUGGUGUAGUGGUGUUAGGGCUCCCCUCACACUCGGGCGAGUCAUCCGUUGCUGAAACUUAAUUGAUAUUUGACGAUUGUGAUAGCCCAAGGUGUGGAGGGGCCGUUAGGUGUCGGUAAAGCGGCGAUCGCGAGUCAUUCGGCUUUGAUAGCCUUUACGUGCAAUGACAAUAUACUGUAAAAGCUUUUAAGACAAAUUCCAGUUUUGGUCUAACCAUUCUGCGUGACAUCCACAAGCGAGCGAUCAUGGUGACUUAGUAGGUUAUCACAGUCAUUUUCAAGUGUCAAACGUUGUAAGGUCAGAGAAAAAUGGAUCUAUUUCCAAAGAUUAAACUUGCCUACAAUUGUGUACUGUAGUACGAAAAGUGAUUAGCAUUGUCAGGUCCAUUUUGCUUAGACGCUAACUGAUUACGAGCAUUCAUUUGUUUGACUGCCAGAAUAUUGGUAAUUGAACACAAUGUCUUGUGUUGUAAAACAGCAUGAGCUAAUUUUUCAAAUUCAGGAGACGUAUUUAUGGAUUAUGGUCGCCAAAUGUUCCCUUGUGGAUAUGACGCAGUAACACAAACUAUAUGACUUGGUUGUGAGAUCCCGAAGCUGCCACCCUUUUGACAAAUUGCGUCCUUGAGAAAUCAUCCGCCUAUAUAAACUCUUAGGAUAUUGAUCGUGGGACAAGAGAUCCAUAUAUUGUCCAUGAUUUGUUUUUGAGGCUAUUUCAGAAUUCCAUCAGUGGGUUGGUAGCAUAAAGGGAUCUUCAAUUAUUUCAAAUGUCAAGUUGCUUAGGAGUAAAAGCGUAUUUUUGGAACGGCGGACGAUUAGGGAGCUAAGCUUGAUACAUUUCGAAUGUAUGUCGAAUAAGAAAAUGGACCUGGUGAAAAAAAAUUAAUGUCUAUGAAACAUACACUUCCAAUGUAACUUUAGCAUAGAGCAUUUAGUUGCGUUUCAAAACUACGCUUUCCCCUUGCCUAAGGUUCAUUUUAAAUCAUCGAAUCGAAUUACAUUCAUAAUAAUUUCACUUUAAACGGACGUUCGUUCGGCAAGUCACAUCUCUUCUGUGGCUAAAGUUUUGCAAAAAUAUAUGAAGGUGAAAUGGAAUUUGAUUUGAUGAGCUAACAAUGACUGUUUGGCGUUCGCUUGGGUGACACGAGGCUAAUUUGUCAAUCUGGGAUACUAAGAUAGUGAUUAAAAGCAUUUUGUCUCUAUGCAGACUAUUAUUAUGAAUGAUUAGUAUUUCUUUGUAUAGCAGAUGCAUGAUUUCGUAAUGCUUAUUCAACAGGUGACUCGAUAUAAUCUUUUAAGAGUCUCAUAAAAUAUAGAGUAAAAAGUAAAUGCAGUAUUCACCAAACACCUAAUUUAUGGAAACCUUAAAUUUAUUUAAUUUUACGUUAUCCUGUAAAGCUGCGAUAUUUUCUUGUAUCGAAUGACAUAAUCAUGACAGAAAGGGAAGAAAUGCAUCCGCUAUAGAAGGUAUAUUAGUUAUACUGUACGCUAGCGUGUCACGCUCGCUAUCGUUCUGUCAGUAGCGCUAUUCAGCAACUAUGUGUUUUACAACACGGCAGUGGUAGUUUCGAAUGCGACUAUGCCUGUGUCUAACAUGCCAAUUGCUACUACAAAUAGAGAGAUAGAGAUAAAUUCCAAGCUUACACUGUCCAGAUAAAAAAGACAUAGUUACAGAAUAGUCCUAUAGCACAUACUCGUAGUCCGGUCACGGUCGCCGCGCCGCACGACCAGGUUGUGAGCGGCGCACGCCGCAAUAACUGAAUCUCCUCUCGGUUCAAGGACUGUAUAUUUCCUGCACACAGUUGCGCCACGUGCAAUUUAGUCUGUGUUAUAUUAUUAUGUUGUUGUAUAUUUAUAUCUUACACCUUUUACAGUAAUAUGUAUAUAAUGUGAAAUUAUAUUCUUAACAAAAAAAAAAGAUUUUAAUACGCUUCACGCUUUCACUUCUUAACAUUUUUUCGUGACUCGUUUCUGUUAUAUAGAAUAAAUUUACGUACCUAAAAGUAAUUAUAAUAAUUAUUAUUAUCAUAGAUGUAUAAAAUGUAAGCGGAAAAAAAAUAAAAAAAACACAAAAAAAAACUUAUAUAAAAACGAAAAAAAAAAAAUGAAAAGCAAUUAAUAAGAAACCAAUGAUUGUGCCUCAAUGAACUGUGGUACGUUACCGUAACCGAUGGCAGGUUGAAUAGUUUCCUUUGGAAGUGACUACUUGUAAUGAAUUGUGCGGUAGGCGCGCCGCGACUAGUGGUAGCGCGCGGCCGGGCCCGCGCCCUCGCCUUGUGUAAUCAUUAAUGAGCUUAGCUAUGUUUUACUUUUAUUAUAAGUGUUAUGUCAUCAAUCAACAUUUUAUAUAUAUAUAUACUUUAUAUAUAUUCUCGUAUAUAACUAUAUACUCUUACGUGUAAAUAUUAUCUAUUUGUUUUGGUUCUCAUGAAGUUUACCCGAAUUAAUAUGUAACAUAAAUAGUAAUAUUUAUUUAUUUGGAGUCGGGAGAUGUAGUGAGGGUAUCGGGCCGUACAUUGAGAGAACACUACGCUCCGUUAUACUUGUGUGAUGAUGUCCGACCUUUGGUAGCUGUUGGCUGGGGUAUAGACAAAGUAAACUGCAAUGACGCAAUAUAACCCGAUCGUAUUGUUUGUCAACUUUUAGGAAGUCUAUUUGGCUUUGAAUGUAGUCAAAAAAAUGUACAUUAGACAGUGACAGAUGUAAAACUGUGUGCACUAAUGAUUUUAUACUAUAGAUAUGGCAAUAGCGCGUCGAAUUGAAGAAGAAAGUCACCUAAUUGGUGUAAUUUCAUUUAGUCUCAUAGUAAACAACAAAAGUUAUUUGAGCAUAAUAAUAAAAUUCUAAAUAAUGUCUAUAAUGCCGAGUUGUGUGUUUAGGAAGUGUAAUAUGUAAGUAAACACAAAGUUGUGCGUGUGUGCACUCUUUAGCUGAGAUUGAAACAGUUUGCGGUGAUUUUGUAGGCGCGUAACGCCUACGUAUCUAUAGUAUAAAAUAAUUGGUUUGUACACACAAAUGCGUUUAUUCUGUUAUCUUACCACUAUACAUGCAAUGCCAAACGGACUACUUAGAAUAGAUUAACUAUACGAUAGCUAUGGAAUUUAAACCAGUAGUUGCUUGCUUGUCAUACGAGCGAAUUACGAACGCGUUAAAAUUGUUUCCAUCAAACAUUGCAAAUCUUCUUGGUCAUUCGCCUCAGCCAAACGUAAUAAAAAGAAACCUUUGGUCGGAUAUUACAUGUAUGCCAAAGUCGAUGUCUCAUUGCCAUUAACGACCACUAAAUAUUUAUAUACUCUUAGAUAAAUCUGUGGAUCUCUGACAUCACAACAAACUAUUGAUCGUACAAAUAAGAGCCAUUUAUCAGACCGGUGUCUGUCCCAAGCUGCUCUGGUGUUAAUUUAGCUCAAGUAUUUUCAAAUAAUAGUUUGCUCAUAAUAUUGUUGUUAUAUUUUUUUUUGUUUAUUUUUUAUCUUUAUUAUUAAAAAAUAAUAAUUAAAACAAGGUUGGCGUUUGGAAAUUUUUGAAAUUGCGUUCGCCGACGACUUUGUUUAAUUAGAUAGCUAUUUAUGAUCUUUAAACCAAAUGGACCAUUCUGUUAGGUAUUGCAUCGUGCGUGCAUAACGCCUAGAACGUAUCUCAGUUAGGAUGUAAAUUUUUAGUUCCUCCGUUUUGUUUUAACAUCGGAUAAGUGAUACCGACCGUUGACGCUUCUAAACGAUACAAAUUACAAUAUAAAAUUUUACUUUUUAAUUAUUAUUGCGGGUAAUUUUGAAAAGUUAGAUCUUUUAGCGAUUUUGAAAGUUUUAAAAAAGUUUUUUGUGACUACCCUACUUUGGAAAGUAGCAGAUUUUAUCGUAACAGGAUUAGAAAAGCAGUUGUUUUAUGAUUUUUAAAUUCAGUCUAGUUUUAAUAAAAUGAGCAUUUGAUGUCGCGGACGGUCGGUCGCCUUUUCGGCUUUAAAAACGCAUUUUAAUGCGAUCUCAAUCGUAAUAGCUAGUAUAAUUAUUUAGUUGCUGACACACCUUUCUGGACUUGACACUGGUGUCAAGUCUCAAUUAUUUUUGCUAAAAUCUGUUAGAAGGUGUGUAGGCUUUUGUUUGAACGGCAUACUCGUAUAGGGACCAAAUAUAUACGAAGUGGCGUGUUUUAUAACUCUCUUUCUCUCAAAACGUCCAUUGCGCUUAACGGCGAUGCUUACUAAAAAGACAACUCAUUUUUCCAUUAACGAAAUAAAAAAAAAACGAUGACUUUAUGUAGCUUUAUGUCGUCAUUAGUGAUAUUGUACAAUAUUCAGGAGGGCCUUUUUAAUUUGAUAAGGUUUUGCUGUUUGCUUGUUAUCUUUGUUUAUAUAUAUUUUUGUACGUUGACGUCCUUACAAUAGAAGCAUAUUAGGUGAUAUCUACAAAGAAACUAGUCUUCCUUUAUUGCGUGGGUCGUGGAUCGGCGUCGGCACAGAGGCGAGCCCCUCUAGUCCUGUUUCGUGGUGCGAUAAGUGAAUACCAAAUAUACUAACGAAGGCUUUCGACGUAGCGUAGGGGUAGGGGUAGGGGUAGUAGGUAGGUAGGCGGCCCGAGCAGCUUGGAACCUGUCUAUGUUACAAGGGAAUGGUUGGGUAGUAUUAUUGUAUUGCAUUUAUUUCUCUUUUGUCAUAGUCACUCAAGAAUAUAUUUAAUUGACCUAACGCCUAAAAUUGGAAUAUCAGAGUUUAUUUAGGAUGUUUCAUAUUUUACAUUUUAGUGUUUAAAAUAUCUAAAAUUUACCUUAAUUAUAGUGAAUGGAUUUUUGUAUUAUUGGUAUAUAGCUGUAAGACAAAGGGUGUUCUCGAUAGACACAAACAACUGAUUUAAUACAAAAUAAUUAAUGUACUGAGUGACUUUACGUGUAAACAGAGAGGGCCAUUGAUUAAAUGUUGAAGUAAGCUAAAUUCUCUAUUUGAUAAUUUAAAUAAAUGUGAUCGCUGAGAAUAUUUUUAACUGCUAUAUGUAAUGUUAUUGUAGAUCAGUAAGUGAACAGGUAUCAGUACACGGAGCAACGCUCGUCAGUUGAGCGAGUGUGCCAGUGCCAGUGCCGGCCAGUGCCAGUGCCAGUGCCAGUGCGAGCACAGGUCGGCUCGCGCCCAGUGCUUCGUUCACAUUGCGUUCCCAUGGCACGUCUUAGGCGAAAAGUACACGACCGACAUCGAUUUGUUAAACUUGAAUUUUUAUCUGUAUAUAAUAAAACUGUCUUUUAUAUUGAAAAUAAAAUAAAAAUUACAAGAAAAUUAUCCACUUCUUAUAGGUAUCUACUUAAGGUAUCUACUAGGUGUCUACUUAAAUACUUUAUGAUGAGUUUUUUACAUCGACUUUUAUCAUCAGAUUGACGUCACUAAAUUGAAAUUGCUUAUAGCAAUUCUUUGAACCCAGUUUUGAACCAGUUUCUUUUAAUCGUUUUUAAUUGUAAACAUCUGUCGUGUACUUUUCGUUUAUACGCAUGAUUCAAUUAAUUAUUAUCUAUGCCCUAUAUGGUACUAGACAAUACUAGACACCAAUAUUUGAGUCAUUCUCUGACGAGAGUAGGGCUAAACGUAUCCUGAUACGAAGGCGAAGCAUAUUAUAUUGCAUAGCGCAGUAUUUAUAAAAUGCACACUGGUGAAAUAUCAGUCGUAGGCGGUAAAUGCAAAAACGUGUCGCUACAGUCGCGGCGAAAAGCGUUUGUCGCGUCUGAAAACAAAAAGUUAUUUUCUCGACAUUUGCCACACGUUCGCUGCUAAGUAGAAAUUAAUUUGACAUGUGCAGGUUCUAUAAAAUUAAUGAUGCGCAUUAGAAGUGGCGACAAUUUCCUGCAUACGUGCCAUUUCUGUUGCCUUGUUACUAGAUAUAUGUUGUCAAAACUAACUCUACGACCCUUCAGUGCUUCGCCUACGUAACAUUUCACGUCCAGCCUAUAUAGCAUUUUAUGUAUAUAUGUGUGUUAAGGCCAACCCCCCACCCACCAAAAAAAACAGCUAAUUGAUGCAGUAGACUCCAUUACUGCUCGCUAACUCACAAGGCAAUCCGCUUUUCUCUAGUCUCCUCGCAUUCGAACAUCGCUUUAUAAGAGCUUUUUGUUAUCGAGCAUAAUUAAUUAUCAUAUCCUAAAUAAUCGACACUAGUUAUUAUUCGUAUUAUUCUUUUUUUUGUUUAUUUAGAUCUCUGUUGUACCUGUGUGUAAUAAAAAAAGAAAAUCGUUUAUAUUCAAUGUUUUUCAUGUAUAUGUAAGUGGACUGAACCGGGUCUCGACUCGAUGCACAGUGUUUGAUUGAUAUACGUAUAGUAACUAUUCGCAUGCAAGUGCGCGCGAGUAAUGCGUUUGUUUAAAGCAAGAACUGCAUGUGACCAAUUUAAACCAUUUUGAAAUUUGAAUGAUACUCUGCUUUCCCAUUGAAAAAAUCUUAUCUCGUAAACUAAGUACAUUCAUAAAAGAAGAUUUUUCAAGGUUUAUGGUUUUGGAUUAACUAAAUUGAUUGUACGCCAAAUUAGUUUGUUGGGUGUAUUUAUAAAACACUUAAGUAGUUUUGAUGUUUGAGGGACACAGAAUAGUUGAAUACUCAUGUACUCGCGUGCACUUGUGUGUCUUUUAUCUAUAAUAACGUAGCUUCAAAGACCAAAAUUUCUAUGUUCCAUUUAGUCUUAUACAACCUCUCGUAUUCGCGUCAAAACCAAUACUCUUAACGGUCUUGCAUUAGUCACUUUUGUACCUUGAUUGUACUUGAAUAUCCUAUGUAAGGGAGACUACGACUAAUACAAUUCUGACAAAAAAAUAUAUACUUAAAUACUUAAUUUAAAUUUUAACAGACUGAUAGCUGUGAUUAAGAAAAAAAUAUUUUUAAUAUUAUCCAGUGAAUCGGAUGAGAAUAUUUAUUUUAUUAGAUGUUUCCUACUGCCAUCGACACGUUUGUAUGUGACGAGACAUACCGCUUUGCGUAUUUUUAUUACUUAGCGUAUCGUGUAAUACGUUUUAGGUGUACGGGAAGUUGAAAAAAAAGACCAAAAAACAACUGGUUUGACGAAAAAAAAAAACAAAAUGACUAGUUAGUUGAGCCCACCAUUUUGUAAUCGAGGUAUCCUUAGAAGCGAUAAUUAGGUCUUUGUUACACUGAAGCUGGGCAAAACCACACUACGCCAUGUUUGUUGCGUCGAAGCUUCUCGCAUUAUUUCGCGUGGCGUGGGGUGGCGAUAUAUGUAUACGCCCGGUAUUAAUUGUUGUCUGUAUGUAGAGACUGAAAAAUUUUGUAAUUUCCAUUACCACCGAUGUCUAUUUGCAAUCUAUUUUUGACCGACCUCCAAAAAGGAGGCGGUUCUAUGUUCGGCUGUAUGUAUGUUUUUUGCUUUAGCCUUCAGAAGAUCUUCGGGUUGAGGACUUGUUCGCAGGUCGAUUGUGAUUUAUACUAUAACUAAUACAAGUAAGCUAGUAGAGUUUACUAAAUUUGACAGAGAUUCUUAAAUAUAAUUUUGUGUAAAAAUUUGCUAGUCUUAUGUUUUUCAUGCCAAAAAUUCUUAAAUUUAAAAUGCAAAUUUGGAGAAUUUAAUACACUCUCAAGAUAUUUGUGUUAUUUUGCGAAAUUCCAUAAUAUACAUUGAGCACUAAGCAAAAGUAUAAAUAAAAUGUGUAUACUUUCUGAGAUGAGCGGAUUUCGUUACACAUCCACAACUUUUCAAAUGAAAUGUACGAAAUAUUGUUAAAGUGUUCUUCAGAUAGCAUGGGUACGGUGACAGUCGCCUGUACGACGUUUAUAAUACCUACAUACUAUUAUCGUGAAACGCGGCAAGCUUUCAAGAGUGAAACCAACUGUCAUUUUUACCAUCCUACAUGAAACGAACUGUAGUGGAGGAUUGCUUGACGAAAUACACUUAUUUUAUUCAAAUUAUCUUAGAUGUGAUGGUUUUGUGGAAUGUAUCAUAUAAGGCUAAGUGUUCAUUGUAGACCCAAAGAUCUUUAUGGUUGUAGACUCAAGGUCGGUAUGAAGGCUAGAGCUUUUGAUCUUAAACGUUGCAUAUCUAGUGACAUUUCUAAUUCGAAUCAAUUUGUUGUAUUCAUAUCCGUUAUCCCGUAAUUGUGUUAGGUUUUUCGAUGUACCUAUAAUAAAAUCUUAAGUUAUCAUAAUAAUAAAAAUAACUUAAUUAAUUGCCUUUUAGUAUUGUAGUGUUCGAUUUCUCUCUAAAGUAAUAAAUGCGAUUGGCGUUGUUUUUAAUAAUAAAAUAUAUUUUUGGUACCACCUUUGAGUUAAAGUACAACUUAGAUAUAAAAAAAAAAUAUUUCUCAGUAACGUAAAACAUUUAUAACAAUGUCGAUGUGAAAUUGAUCGAUAGUGUUACGUAUCGAUAAGUUGUUAGUAUAGAUUUAAGCUGUCUCGUCUCAUUACAGCAAUAAUAUUUAAAAAAAAUAUUCCUCAACGCUUGUAUUUUGAACAAUAUUGAUAUUUUAAAUAGUCAGACAACUAAAUUUUGCAUAAUGAUAAUAUCAAUAGAAUAAUAAAUAAAUUGUAAAAGGUUUUUCUGUGUAAAAGUCUCUGUGAUGAGAAAAUUUAAUUCUAAAGAUGUAGUAGUAUUAUACUGGUGAUGAAACAGGUACUUUAAAAUUAAUAUUAUUAUUAUUAUUAUAUUUAUUUAUAUAUCGCGCGUCCCAACGGCACACGACGAGAUUUUCGCGACAAAAAAAGAAAAAAAAAAUCUCCCGCGUUUCACUAUAAGUGUUACCUGUUUCAUUAAGUGACAAAAAAAGUUGAACUUUUCAGUCUUUUUCGCGCAAAGGGUUGUGUAUUAAUUUUUAUGUAGUACAAAUGUGUUCGCAAUUUGAUUGCUUCUGUAGUGUUCCUUAAGUUGUUUUUGUAUCUGUUUCGGCAUUUAUUUGUAACUCGUAUAUUCUCAAUCUGUUUAUGUAAACGCGAAUAGUGUUAGGGUUCGUUUGCACGGGCGGCAACUCUACCGACGACGAACGACGUCUCGGCGGCAGCCAACGGCAGUCGACGGUAGCAGCUGCCGCCGUGUAAGUGGACACUUAUAGAAGUCGUCGUCGCGGCGGCCGGAGCCCCGGCGUGAGGUCCCCGGACCGCCCCAGUGCCUUGUCUUUACGGCGCUUGUUACGCGCGCGGGGCUCUGCGUACCAAAUAAGAGAAGCAAGCGACGCUUCCACGGUCUCAUAUCCUUUAAUCUGUAUUACCUCGUUCAGUAACCUCACGUAUAAACUAUUUAUCGCUCUCCCGUACUUACCAAACGCACUGCACUGUUAUUUGGUACACCCACCUGUAUUAACCUUCCUUUAAGUUAUUUUGUAAGGUAUAUAAUAUAUUACUACUUAUAUAUAUAAUAUAUAUAUCAUGAAUUGUAUCGGCGUAUCGUAUAUGAUUGAUAUAUUUUUAUUGUUAUUUUCUGAAACUACCUAAAGCAAUGUAUUUUACAAACAAAACAGGAGAACAAUAAUUAUUAUGUAAGUGUAACAGUUAGUGAAUUUAAGUGUGCUAUUUUCCAUUCCAGAACUCAACGAUAUCAACGUUCUCGUAAUACUUAUUAUGUUCGGGUUUAAAAAAAAGAUGUUAUUAUUGUAUAAUUAAACUAAACCUUAUGUGAUUGAAAUGCAAUGUUUAGAAGUAUUUUUAUUCUUUAUUUUUUACCAUUAAUAAUAGUUAGUAGAGAUCUAUUUGAGAGUCUAAUGUAUCAAUUAUUUGUAAAGUUGGCUGUAACUAAUUAGAAGUUACAAUAAUUGUAGACAUAUUUUAAUAUAAACAUUUGGAGAAAGUUUUAUGUAGAUGACAAAUAGUUGUUUUGAUCAUUAUGUGAAGUGUUGUAUUGUAACGUAUAUGUACCUAAUGUAAGGGCGCCCCGCAGCGGCGUCGGCGCAACGUGUACGCACAAGAGGGCGCCGCCGCGGCGUACGCGGGCGCCUGCCGGGCGUGGCCGGGCGCCUGCCGAGCGUGGCCGAGCGCUCGCCGGCGCCGCGGCGGCGUGGUACUGCCUCAACUCUUACUGCACAGCACUGCUAGGCUAAUUCAGUUAUCGUGUAAGCAUAUUUUUCUUACAUUUCAUAAGAGUAAUGUUUAUAGUAUAGGCAAUAAUGUUUAACAAAAGUCCCUAUAUAAUCGAACUGACGACAGAAACGCUGUUAUAUUUGUGGCCUCUUUAUGAAUAAGAUCUAAGUUACAUGUUAAAGAAAAAUUAAUUUUGCUAUGCACAGAUAAUGAUACUCAAUUAAUUGCCAAAAAGUUAUAUGUAUAUUCAUAGUUCAACAAUAUUUCUUUUGGGCAUAUUUACUUUGAAUUUAUGCAAAAAUUAGAUUAUGAAUAAGUAGGUUGUAGAUUAUAUGUAGAGUGGAUGCAUAUAUAAUAUAUCUAUAUAUUUAAAUUAAGGUGAAUUUGAGAUGUAUCAAUUUCUUGUAUUGUUCAUAAGUUUAGAUAAUAAAUGGGUUUAGCCAUACUUCGGCUGGUUUGAUAUGUAUGUUAUCUGAAUAAUUGUAAAAAAAAAAUAAAAAAAUAUAUAAAAA